Molecule: messenger RNA, 982 nt
Organism: Striga asiatica
Lineage: Eukaryota; Viridiplantae; Streptophyta; Magnoliopsida; Lamiales; Orobanchaceae
Source: the annotation of a GenBank genome assembly
UUUUUUAAACCAUUUCUGGGCCAUUAAACAUGGGCCACAUCUAACCGUUCAAGCCCAGUUGCCCAAACGCGCCAUUUUGAUUCUCCAAUCAGCUCAGAAACCCUAGCCGCGGAGUCCACAUUGUUUCCGCACCCCAGAGAUCUCCACGCAGCAACAAUGGCGGAUGUUGAGAACGAGUUGGCGACGGGGCAGCCAAAGAAGAGGACGUUCAAGAAGUUCAGCUUCAGGGGCGUCGAUCUUGAUGCUCUACUUGAUAUGUCCACUGAUGAUCUCGUCAAGCUCUUCCCUGCCCGUGCCAGAAGAAGGUUCCAGAGAGGUCUGACGAGGAAGCCAAUGGCUCUGAUCAAGAAGCUGCGCAAGGCGAAACGUGAAGCUCCAGCUGGAGAGAAGCCUGCUCUCGUGAGGACCCACCUUAGGAACAUGAUCAUUGUCCCUGAGAUGAUUGGGAGUGUACUUGGUGUUUACAAUGGCAAGACCUUCAACCCGGUUGAGAUCAAGCCUGAAAUGAUAAGUCACUAUCUUGCUGAGUUCUCGAUAUCGUAUAAGCCAGUCAGGCAUGGUAGACCAGGUAUUGGUGCUACUCACUCUUCAAGAUUCAUUCCUCUGAAGUGAGAAUUGUGUGGUCAGAGCCAGCUCUGGUGGAGCUCUCCAUGUGGAGGCAUGAGGAGGAAAAACUCAGUUCCGAUUUCAAUUUUGUGCUAUUUUUCUUGCUAUCUUAAGCAUCUAAUCUCAUUUCCUGUUAUUAGUUGAGGGGGGAACUUGUGUGUGAAACAUGUGUUGGGGAAAUUUUAUGUGAGGAUGUUUAUUUUGUUAGACUUUCUUUGGAUUGACAAGAACAGUGUCAGCUCUUUUGUUGCAUUUGGCUACCUUUUAUGGUGGAUAUAUUUGAUUGCAUUGUUGUGGAAUCUUGAGAGGGUGCUUGAACAAGGAUUUUCCUAUAAAUUCUUAAUCACUUUUAAUCAGUCACUUUUUUAAAUUCAAA